CCGGGCAUUUAAAGGGGACGCGGCCGCGGCCCGGGGGGAUGGGGGUCAAGUGGAGGGGACAGCUCAGAAGCACAUCAUCCACGGUCCCUCUGGACUGGAGGGACUCGUGAGCCGAAGCCAAGAAAUCCGGGGGUGGAUAAGACACCGCGUCCCCUUCCAAUUCCCGUAAGCACCGCUUACUCCAUCCUGCGCCUAAAUACCUUACCUAGACCCCCUCCCCACUCCUUACACUUCAAACUCUGCCGGGACAGAGCUCUGCCGCCACUGUUACCACCCUGAGAGAGAAACUUAGAGAUCCUGACCUUCUGGAGACCCUCUUGGUGACCACAAGGAUUUGAUCACUCAGGACAAAGCUGCGAGAGGAGCUCUGCAGAACAGCUGGAGGCCAACAGAGUCCCUAGAGGCGGUGAUGAUGAGUGGGUGUCUUUCAGUUGCUGGCCUCCGAUGCCUGACUAGGGACAGCGGGAUGGCUGCUCAAGGCACACCGCGCUUCCUUUUGACCUUCGACUUCGACGAGACCAUUGUGGACGAAAACAGCGACGACUCCAUCGUGCGCGCUGCGCCGGGCCAGCGGCUGCCCGAGAGCCUGCGAGCCACCUACCGCGAGGGGUUCUACAACGAAUACAUGCAGCGCGUCUUCAAGUACCUGGGUGAGCAGGGAGUGCGGCCUCGGGACCUAAGCGCUAUCUACGAGGCCAUCCCCCUGUCUCCGGGUAUGGGAGACUUGCUGCAGUUUGUGGCCAAGCAGGGCUCCUGCUUCGAGGUUAUUCUCAUCUCGGAUGCCAACACCUUUGGUGUGGAGAGCGCUCUGCGCGCCGCCGGCCACCACAGCCUGUUCCGCCGCAUCCUCAGCAACCCAUCUGGGCCUGACGCUCAGGGACUGCUGGCGCUGCGGCCCUUCCACACGCAUAGCUGCACGCGCUGCCCAGCCAACAUGUGCAAGCACAAGGUGCUCAGCGACUACCUGCGCGAGCGGGCCCACGAUGGUGUGCACUUCGAGCGCCUCUUCUACGUGGGCGACGGUGCGAAUGAUUUCUGCCCCAUGGGGCUGCUGGCGGGCGGUGAUGUGGCCUUCCCGCGCCGCGGCUACCCCAUGCACCGCCUCAUUCAGGAGGCACAGAAGGCCGAACCCAGCUCCUUCCGUGCCAGCGUGGUGCCCUGGGAAACGGCCACCGAAGUGCGCCUCCAUCUGCAACAGGUGCUGAAGACUUGCUGAGCACUGCCGCUAGAGGGGGCGCCCGGGGCAAGAGCGGGGAGGAAGGGCGGGGAGGGGAAACUGGGAAAGACAAACCUAGUUUUACUACUCCCUUUCCCCUUUGGCUUUACUAUGUCCCUCCGGAAAUUUCUGGAAUUUCGUUCAUUUGGGGGCCGGGAGAGGAGUUCGGAACGGUCCCUAACUAUGCAGUUAACCCAGAUCGGCUGCUGUCCCCUGCAGCAAACCCUUUAAUUCUGGAGUCUGGUCCUUGGGGGAGUGGCGUGCAUACCUUUUGAAAGAUAGCAGUGUUUCCAAAACCCAUGUGCUCUGAACUGGGAGGUGGGGGCUUCUUGACAGAUAAGAAAAGGAACACCUCCCACUGCUUUAACUGCUGCCUCGGGCUGCGUAACCUCCCCUUCCCCCAGUCUUUCCUCAAGGGGGACCCAGGAUUCCAAAUUCCUCGGGGCACCGGACUCUCCGUGGAGACAGAUGAUCCUCUCUGCUGACAGCUCCAGGCCUCCUGGAUCUUGCUUCAGCCCCGGAAAUCUCACUAUUUCUGUGCUCGCAACACCUUGCCGCCCCCCUCCUACCCGGUCAGCACCUCUAUACGGUAAAAAAGAAAAAAGGAAAAAAAAAAAAAAAAAAGCCAGCAGGAUAGUCGCCUCCUAGUGGUGGAGUGAGGUAGCACACCGUCCACCUCAGGUUAACGCCUGCCAGGGACUUCGCUGCGUGUCUCCUUGCAUCCCAGCGUCGUCUAUGCAUCAAGAGCCCAGGGACUUCACCAAAGUCGUCCUCCACGUCCCCCUCCUUCCAUAUGGAACAGGAAGCCAUGAUGUUUUUAAGCAGAGCCAGGGAAACCCAAGCCCCUUCUCCCUCUGGUGUUUGAGAACUAUAAAGGAGGUGAAGGGGGA
Molecule: messenger RNA, 2106 nt
Organism: Marmota flaviventris (yellow-bellied marmot)
Lineage: Eukaryota; Metazoa; Chordata; Mammalia; Rodentia; Sciuridae
Gene: Phospho1
Product: phosphoethanolamine/phosphocholine phosphatase 1
Biological process (GO): bone mineralization involved in bone maturation
Molecular function (GO): phosphatase activity
Source: RefSeq, a predicted model, not a curated record